Nothobranchius furzeri (turquoise killifish) is the source of this 2721-nucleotide messenger RNA. It is a transcript of the gene tmem259, whose product is annotated as transmembrane protein 259. Gene Ontology annotation, cellular component: endoplasmic reticulum. Gene Ontology annotation, biological process: positive regulation of ERAD pathway; response to endoplasmic reticulum stress. The record is from RefSeq and is a predicted model, not a curated record. NCBI's taxonomy places the organism in Eukaryota, Metazoa, Chordata, Actinopteri, Cyprinodontiformes, Nothobranchiidae.
UCCGCUCUGGCCGGAUUCGGGUGACAGUCGUAGCGUUAGCAGCCGUUAGCUGAAGUACGGAGCUGGUUUGAGGUCCCAGCGGGUCCUGGUCGUAGUCCUGCUGUCUGACCCGACUGAAACAGUUCGGGUGCCGGUUCCGGGGACGCCAUCUGAACGCUGACUAAACAUUCAGUGGUUUGUUUUUGUGGCUAGCAUCGGGCUAACUACUAGCUGCUUUUCGCUGAUGAAAACAUCGCGCGGACCUUUCGCUCAGGUGUUUGAGCUGGUCCAGGGGACAGAGGCACUCACCCGUGGACAGCAUUACCCAAGCCAGGUUUGAGUCCAGCCUUUGCUUUCAUGAUGCAGAUGACAGCCAUGCUGACCUAGAACCAGAUCCUGGAAAAUUAGAGGCCUGCAGACAUCAAGACCAUGUCAGAGAACCAAGCCAACAACAAUGUCCCUCUGAACAACAACAACAACAUGGGUCCCAACAGGAUCCGGAACCCUAACAUCAACCAGAACCCGCUCAUUAACGUGCGUGAUCGCCUCUUCCAUGCCCUCUUCUUCAAAAUGGCCGUCACCUAUGCACGUCUUUUUCCACCGUCAUUCAGGAGAGUUUUUGAGUUCUUUGUUCUGCUCAAGGCGCUCUUCGUCCUCUUUAUCCUGGCCUACAUCCACAUCGCCUUUUCCCGCUCCCCCAUCAACUGCCUGGAGGCAGUCAGGGACCGCUGGCCUCGAGAUGGCAUCCUUCGUGUGGAGAUCCAGAGGAAUUCCAGUCGAGCUGCUGUCUUUCUUCAGCACUAUGACCCCACUGGCAUCCAGGAGGAGCUGGAAGCUGUGGAGGAUCAAGGAAGAAGAGGAGGAAUGGUGGAGGAGGCCAGCCAGACUGCACUACUGGAGGAGGAAGAUGAAGAUGAGGAGACAUUGGAGAUGUUUAACAACAGCUCAGUUCAGUUUGCACUGGACAUCGAGCCUCGUCUGAAACCAUCUGUGUUAGGAGGAGGUGCUGGAGGAGCACUACCAGAAGGAGUAAACAAUAGCCAGGAGGUUUCCUUCAGUCACACUUCUAAAGCGUGGCCUCAGGACGAGUAUAUUGUGGAAUACUCUCUGGAAUAUGGGUUCCUUCGCCUGUCACAGACCACUCGUCAAAGACUCAACAUUCCUGUCAUGGUGGUCACCCUGGAUCCCAUGAAGGACGAUUGUUUCGGAGAUGGCUUUAGUCGAUUCCUGCUGGAUGAGUUUCUGGGCUAUGAUGACAUCCUGAUGUCCAGUGUUAAGGCACUUGCUGAGAACGAGGAGAACAAAGGGUUCUUGAGGAACGUGGUGUCAGGAGAACAUUAUCGCUUCGUCAGCAUGUGGAUGGCCAGAACUUCCUACCUGGCUGCCUUCGUAAUUAUGGUCAUAUUUACUUUGUCAGUGUCCAUGCUGCUCAGAUACUCCCACCACCAGAUCUUCGUCUUCAUUGUCGAUCUCCUGCAGAUGUUGGAAAUGAACAUGACAAUCGCAUUCCCAGCAGCCCCUCUGCUCACCGUCAUCCUGGCUCUUGUUGGGAUGGAAGCCAUUAUGUCAGAAUUCUUCAAUGACACAACAACAGCCUUCUACAUAAUCCUCAUUGUGUGGUUGGCUGAUCAGUACGACGCAAUUUGCUGCCACACCAACACAAGCAAGCGCCACUGGCUGCGGUUCUUCUAUCUGUACCACUUUGCCUUCUACGCCUACCACUACCGCUUCAACGGGCAGUACAGCAGCCUUGCUCUGGUCACAUCCUGGCUCUUUAUCCAGCACUCCAUGAUCUACUUCUUUCACCACUAUGAGCUUCCUGCUAUUCUGCAGCAGAUUCGAAUCCAGGAGAUGCUGCUGCAGAACCAGCAGGUGGGUCAGAACCAAACAGCUUUGCAGGAUAACCUCAAUAACAACAGCAGUACAGCUACUGUAGGUACAGGACCUGCUACAACCAGCCAGCCAGGAUCCACUGGCACCGACCCCCUUGAACUGCCGGCUGAGCCCCUCCCAUCUUCAGUAGGGGAGGGGGCAGGAGAAGUGAGGGCGGAGCUAAACUGGGUCACUCAGACAACUACUAUAAUCACAGAUGCUCUGACUUCCUCCAUGGAGCCUGGAGGAAGUGAGGGUCAGGGCUCCGCAGGAGCAGACAUCAGUGCGGAGUUCUGGAUGGGAGCAGGGACAGCCCCCCCAGCAGGAGCAGCAGCCCCCCCAGCAGGAGCAGCAGCACCAGAAGGAAGUGUGACAGUUGCCACCCUGCAACAGCCGGAGCUUUCAGACUGUGUUCCCUCUAAAAGCCUUGCGCCUCAGGCUACAGCUGCAGACUGUGAGUGCAGAACGUCCGAGCAGCAGGAGAGCUCUGCGCACUUGAGAGCUUCCUGAGAAUGCAACUGUGCCUCUGACUCCGCCCCCCCAGUAUGAGCUGGAGCCUCAGUCUGUCAGCUGAUGGAGACGUGUGAUAGAGCAGACUGGACACAUCAGCAGUUUGGUUCUGGUGCAGUCUGUUCACCCAUUGUUCUGACAGACUGACAGCUCUGCCUGGAGGGAAACGUUCCUGGAGAACAGGAAGUGUGUGUUGGAGCACCGGGGCGCUUGGACUGACUGGAUUGGUUGCCUUAUCCAUUAUCCUCAGACUGACAGCAGCUGAGCAAAAUGAUUGGUUGUGCAAUAUAUUAGCAGCUGCCCACGAGGAGGCGUGGCUUGUCAAUGUUUAGUUGGAAAUAAAAUAUAAAAAACAGUUAA